This is a messenger RNA of Teleopsis dalmanni, 684 nucleotides long. RefSeq names its product dynein light chain Tctex-type-like. The coding region runs from base 185 to 520 and encodes 111 amino acids. The record is from RefSeq and is a predicted model, not a curated record. The transcript is spliced from 2 exons. Gene Ontology annotation, molecular function: dynein intermediate chain binding. NCBI's taxonomy places the organism in Eukaryota, Metazoa, Arthropoda, Insecta, Diptera, Diopsidae. Gene Ontology annotation, biological process: microtubule-based movement. Gene Ontology annotation, cellular component: cytoplasmic dynein complex; cytoplasm.
UUGUUGAAACAGACAACUCUAUUUGUCUUCUUGCUACUGCCAUAGCAUAAUUUAGCAGAAAACACUAAACCUAUCUGGUAAGAAGACGUACAGAUUUGAUGUAAUUUCGUUAUUUGUUACAAAACUGUAGUUGUUGCUUGGAUACAUAAUAUAAUCACCUUUGCUUCUAAUUUACAUUGUUAAAAUGGAAGUUAAAAGUGAAGAACGUGCCUUUGUUGUGGAUGAUGUAAGUGAAGUUAUUAAAGAAGCUAUUGAGAGUACCAUCGGUGGUUAUGCCUAUGAAAUUGAUAAGGUCAACAAUUGGACUGGUCAAGUAGUAGAAAACUGUUUACAUACUUUAACUAAAGAACGAAAACCAUAUAAGUAUAUCGUUACAUCCAUGAUUAUGCAGAAAAAUGGCGCUGGUUUACAUACGGCAAGUUCUUGUUUCUGGGACAAUGAAACGGAUGGUAGUUGCACUGUACGCUGGGAAAAUAAAACAAUGUAUUGCAUUGUUUCAGUUUUCGGUUUGGCGAUUUAAAAUACAAUAUUGUAUAUAGGUACAUGUAUAUAUUGUAUUACCAAUACGAUAUUCAUGUAACAGAAUAAUGGUGGAGGGAUUGAGAGACUAUAGGUACAUACAAAUUAAACAGAAAAUGGGAAGGAUGCACUUUUCAUUAAAUUUAUUUUCAAUUAUUAAGAUCG